AUGAUUCUAAUAAACGAAGUCAAGUACGCUUGCAUGGAGUGUAUCAGAGGACAUCGCUCCUCGAUGUGCCGGCAUCAUCAAAGGCCGCUACUACAGGUUAGACUGAAGGGGAGACCAAAUGUGGGAUAUGGCAACAAAAACCAUAGAAUUGCUGUCUUCGCUGAGGAAAUCGCAUCUCUGCCCGAGCCAGAGGAUGGCGACAGCUGCAGAGAUUUCCCCGUUGUGAUUUUGAAAGCUUCCGACAAACAAGUCAUUGACCUUCUGAACGGUCAGAUCCUAGGGCCUUAUAGUGAGGCCGCCAAGGACAUGUACAAUACAAAACCUGUGAUUCGCUCCGACAGCUUUAUCAACUCAUCAUCGUGUUGUUCUAAGGGGGCCUCCAAAGUGAGUAAACAGUGUUCCUGCAACAAAGCUAAUGUUUCCAAGACAAAGAUUCUCAAAUCCUACUUUGACAAACAUAAGGGCAAGGAUGUUCGGGUCAAGAAGGAGCCACAGGUCGUUCCAGCCAAGCUGAGCUGCUGUAGCUCGAAGAAGCAGGCCAACGGAAAUGCCCAGAACGAGAACGGUUACUCGGCGAACAUUUUUGCUAAUCCGUACUACGCGGGACAGUUGAAUAAUGCAACACAACCACAGCAAACCUAUAACAUGUCGUUCCCACAGAUGCCUCAAGGGUAUCCUCCCCUACAAAACAAGCUUCCUCAAACUCAGGUGUACCCAGACACAUUCCAAGCACAACCUCAAUCUCAGCAAGACAUGUUCCACAAUUUCGCUGCAAGCAACACAGGAGAAAUAUUCGAGGUUGUCAACGUACCCUCUUGCUCUAUUCUGGGAACUUGUCGGUGUACAGCAGAUUGUAAAUGUCCAGGCUGUGUUGAACACAACAAUGCCCCCAAGCCACAGGCUGAAGUACAACUUGAAUCCCUUAGAAAUGACGCUCAGUACGGCUCAAACUUGAUUCUAACGCUGAAGGAGCAGAAACACACUGAACAAAGACAAACACAGCCGAUGUUACCGCCAGUAUCGUUUCCGAAAGACUUCGAUACCUAUGCUAAUUUCCUCCGCCAGAUCAUUGGAGAUUCACAAGAUGUUCAAGAAGCUCAGAAUGGCAAUGAGCCCGAGCGUGUAGCUAACGAAGAACAGGCGUGUGAAUGUCCUGAAGAGGCAUGUUUCUGUACUAAUUGUGAGGCACACGGCAUAAUUGAUGGCUACAGACUAGACGACAUUUUCAAUUCCCGUACAGUUGAUCAAACAAUUAAGACAGAGCCAUUAGACCGAACGUCGUUUGAGUCAAAACGAUCAUCGAUUGAACCCAGCACUUCCGUGCUGUCCCUCAGCUCAAACACAUCGACGUUAGGCAAGAGAACCUAA
Molecule: messenger RNA, 1368 nt
Organism: Candidozyma pseudohaemuli
Lineage: Eukaryota; Fungi; Ascomycota; Pichiomycetes; Serinales; Metschnikowiaceae
Product: copper fist DNA-binding domain-containing protein
Exons: 1
Coding region: 1-1368 (455 amino acids)
Biological process (GO): intracellular iron ion homeostasis; positive regulation of transcription by RNA polymerase II; intracellular copper ion homeostasis
Cellular component (GO): nucleus
Molecular function (GO): RNA polymerase II cis-regulatory region sequence-specific DNA binding; DNA-binding transcription factor activity, RNA polymerase II-specific; copper ion binding
Source: RefSeq, a predicted model, not a curated record